Acaulospora morrowiae is the source of this 1368-nucleotide messenger RNA. Lineage: Eukaryota; Fungi; Glomeromycota; Glomeromycetes; Diversisporales; Acaulosporaceae. The record is from the annotation of a GenBank genome assembly.
AUGGUAAAUUUUUUCUAUAAUAAGCUUAUCACAGACAUCUAUCAACUUCUUGAUGGCGCAGAUAACUAUGACGUUAAUAUCAAAGUUGGGGAAAACACCGAAAUUAAAGAAUUUCGUGCACAUUCUGUAAUUUUAAGAGCACGUUCACCUUAUUUUAAAAGGGCACUCUCCGGGUCAUGGGCUACUAUUAAAGAUAGAAUCAUUUUAUUUAAUAAGCCGAAUAUUUCCCCGAACUCCUUUGCAUUAAUUCUCAAGUAUUUUUAUUCCGGAAUUCUUAAUUUAGAGAACAUUCUCAACUCCGACAUUCUCGACCUUCUAAUUGCGUCUGAUGAAUUACUCAUAGGAGAAUUAACUGAUUGUAUUCAAGAUCAUUUUAUCAAGAAACAGUAUUCCUGGGUCAAAAGUAAUUUUACUGUGAUUUUUCAAGCCAUUUUUCAGCUUCCCAGCUGUAAAAAACUUGUAGAUUAUUGUCUAGACUCUAUCUGUAUUGAUCCUGAACCUUUCUUCGCUUCUGAUGAUUUUACAUUGCUUGAUAAGAAUAUUAUUUUGGAAGUAAUUAAACGCGAUGAUCUUGAAAUCGAAGAACCAAUUAUCUGGGAUCACAUUAUUAAAUGGGGUAUUUACCGGACACCAGGAAUCGGAGGAAGGAAAUUGUCAGAAGUAAUGAGCUUUUCGAAAAAUAAUUUUAUGGAUUUAAAAGAAUCCAUAAUUCCUUUCAUUUCCCAUAUUAGAUUCUAUGACAUUUCUUUAAAAGAUUUUCAUAAUAAGGUUCGUCCUUUUCGAAAAAUUAUACCAAAACCACUUUAUGAAGAUGUCAUUGCUUUCUUAAUGGCCGAGGAGGAGCCAAAGUACAAGAAACUACCUGCACGUAUUAGGCCUUUUAUAGCCGAGUCGAAAUUUGUUAAAAGAAAGCAUGUGGCUGUUAUUUCUAAUUGGAUUGAAAGAAAGGAUUCACUGGCUUUUAUUUCUAAAGAAAAUCAAUAUCAAUUUACUCUUCUCUACAGUGGAACUCGUGAUGGAUUUGAUGUUGGUUCGUUUCACCAAAAAGUUAAUGACAAAGGAAGAGUGGUUGCAUUCAUAAAGAUAAAGGAUUCAGGCACUAUAGUUGGCGGAUUUAAUGCAACCGGGUGGGGUAACGAUCAAUUAUGGAUUAAUAAUAAUGAUCAUUUUAUAUUUUCUUUUAAAGGUAUAGACGAUCGAAUUAUUGGUCGGUCUAGUUCGGUUAACGGAAUAUUUGUAAAUAAUAAGGAUAUUUUGGCUUUCGGAAAUAGUGAUUUGAUACUUAAUGGAAAAUAUGGAAAAUGUAAAAGGCGUUUUUAUGACGAGAAAAUUUUGGAUACCAAUAGUUUUAUCGCUGAGGAGUUAGAA